AUGCGAACCAGCGUUUCCGCUCAACGUGUCCCACUCCCGCGCGUCCUGGCCACAGUCCUCUUGUCAUGGACGCUCUUGUUGCUGCAAGCAUCCCCGCAGCCCAUCCUCAGCAGCAGCAGCAAAUACGACGCGUCCACCAGCGACAAAUACAUCUUGCGUCAUCUAGCGGACAAUAGGAAAGACGCCGGCAACACCAAUAAUAACAACAAUAACGGCAACAACAACAACAGGGUGUCUGCUCUGUUACAUCACAGGUCGGCCUGGGCCAAACUCGGCGACGACCCCAGGGUUCCCCUCUUGCUCCAACGAGCAGCGAUGAGCGAGGACAAAACCCGUCGGCAGACACCCGGUCAGCGUCUCAGUGCCGUCGAUGCUAUUCUCAAUGACGAUGGGUACUUGCCGGCGACUUCUGGUGAUGGGCACUUUUUCAAGCGACAAAUGGGAGGUGCCAUCAGGGCCUGUGGGUCGCCGCUUUUGCUCAUCCUGGAGAAUACGUGCUUGACUGCGGAGGACUACGACUCGAAACGAAGCCUGACUGAAGAAGACGAAAGCUCGAACUACAUAAGUGAUCAAAGUGACUGGGAAGGGAACUCCAAAGGUUCAGCAUCAUCUGCCUCACUGUCAUCGUCGAAACCAUCCAAAAGGAAUCACAAUGACCUCGUGCAAGCUUGUUGCUACAAGGCUUGUUCCAUGUCCACUCUGCUCACCUAUUGUCAUCCUUUCUUCGACUGAUCGAAGGAUCUUACUUCAUUGGAGUUACCAUCACACACAGGACAAUGACUUCAUGGAAUACCGAUACAAUACUUCCGCCGUCAGUUAUUCGUAUUCUACUUAGAUGACGCUUCAUGACGAACACUUCACUUCUCCUAAAUGGAAGAGCUUUAUCUUCGCACAUUUCCCUGAAUAUUAUACAUCAGUAUUGCAUCCGAAUGGCAGAUAAAAGCAUUAAAUCAAUCGUCAGUGAACAAGGAAUUAAAGAAGGGUAUCGAAUAUUUGGAAUAUACAGUAAUAUUUAAUGAAUGAUUUUUAAAAACGGCAAUGCAUUAAAAAUAACUCUUCGCAACGACUACAGCAUAUUCGCACUUAUUCCGGCGUUUGAAAAUUGAACCAUCAUUUUUAAAAUCACACAUCCUUCAAAAUAGUUAACAGUAACGUAAUGUAAAUAUUACCUUUACAAAUGUUACCUCUAAAAUCGAAUCCCACACACUCUUCAUAACUCAGCUCCUAUAUAAAAAGAAUCCAAGAGAUGAAGUACAUUUGGAAGAAUAAGAUGGAAGAACUUCAAAUAAAUGAUCUCGUGUACGCUCUCCUCCGGGAUUCUUUUGCUUGUGAUUACAAAUUCAAGUAUCUCUCGACAAACAUACGGUCAAAUAGAAAAAAAGUUCGAGAGAUUUUCCUUUCGCCAAUCUUGGUAUAGUUUGUUGUGUUGUUCACCGUGAAAAAAAAAUACAAAUGCGUGUGCCAAGGAUUGGCUGAUGAUGACUAUACGAAAUGAAAGAGAAAAGUAUCUCUUCAAAAUUCGGAAGUGGAAAUAAAUACGAUGAGUAUUGCACGAAAUGAAA
This is a messenger RNA of Notodromas monacha, 1562 nucleotides long. Lineage: Eukaryota; Metazoa; Arthropoda; Ostracoda; Podocopida; Cyprididae. The record is from the annotation of a GenBank genome assembly.